AUGGGUGGGGGUGGGCAUGGGCUGUGGGGACCAAUAGAUGAAUGGGCAGCUGGAGAAGGAUGGUGUGGUCUGGGGUCUGACAGCACUGGCCCCAUCACAGUGAGGUCAGCUGGUGGUGACGGAGAUGCCUUGUGCGUUACGGAAGAGGAACUGGCUGGUGAAGACGAGGACAUGCCGACCUUUCCAUGCGCCCAGCAGGGCCGGCCAGGGCCCCGCUGCAGCCGCUGCCAGAAGAACCUGUCACUGCACACGUCGGUGAGGAUCCUUUACCUCUUCCUGGCCCUGCUCCUGGUGGCUGUGGCCGUGCUGGCCUCUCUGGUUUUCAGGAAAGUGGACUCUCUCUCAGAAGAUCUGUCCUUGGCCCAGUCCAUUUACGAGAGGAAGCUUGUGUCGAUGGAGGAGAAUCUUCGGGGACUGGAUCCGAAAGCCCUGGACAACUGUUCUUUCUGCCACGAAGCUGGGCAACUGGGGCUAGAGAUCCAAAAACUGCAGGAGGAGCUGGAGGGGAUUCAGAAGAUGCUCCUGGCCCAGGAGGCUCAGCUGGCCCAGACCUCUCGGGCCCAUGAACUGCUGUCUACCACCAGCAGUCAGAUCUCCCAGGAGAUGGGCAGCUGUUCCUUCUCCAUCCACCAGGUCAACCAGUCUCUGGGGUUCUUCCUGGCCCAGGUGAGGGGCUGGCAGGCCACCACAGGCAACCUGGACCUCUCUCUGAAGGACCUCACCCAGGAGUGCUAUGAUGUCAAGGCUGCUGUGCACCAGAUCAACUUCACUGUGGGGCAGACGUCCGACUGGAUCCACGGGAUUCAGCGCAAGACGGACGAGGAGACCCUGACCCUCCAGAAGAUCGUCACGGACUGGCAGAACUACACCCGGCUCUUCAGCGGCCUGCGCACCACUUCCACCAAGACGGGGGAGGCGGUCAAGAACAUCCAAGCGGCGCUGGGCUCCUCCUCACAGCGCAUCAGCCAGAACUCGGAGAGCAUGCACGACCUGGUGCUGCAGGUCAUGGGCUUGCAGCUGCAGCUGGACAACAUCUCGUCCUUCCUGGACGACCACGAAGAGAGCAUGCACGAUCUCCAGUACCACACCCGCUACGCCCAGAACCGCACCGCAGAGAGGUUCGAGUCCCUGGAGGGACGCAUGGCAUCGCAUGAGAUCGAAAUCGGCACCAUCUUCACCAACAUCAACGCCACCGACAACCACGUGCACAGCAUGCUCAAGUACCUGGACGACGUGCGGCUGUCCUGCACGCUGGGCUUCCACACGCACGCCGAGGAGCUCUACUACCUGAACAAGUCCGUCUCCCUCAUGCUGGGCACCACGGACCUGCUCCGGGAGCGCUUCGGCCUGCUCAGCGCCCGGCUGGACUUCAAUGUCCGGAACCUCUCCAUGAUCGUGGAGGAGAUGAAGGCCGUGGACACGCAGCAUGGAGAAAUCCUUCGCAAUGUCACCAUCGUCCGAGGUGCCCCCGGCCCUCCAGGACCAAGAGGACUCAAAGGCGAUGUGGGCGUGAAAGGGCCUGCUGGUGGCCGAGGACCUAAAGGCGACCGUGGUGGCUUGGGACCCCCAGGACCCCAGGGUCCUCAGGGGCACCCCGGAGAGGCUGGACCUAUGGGAGAGGAGGGGCCGAUUGGCCCUCGGGGAUUCCCAGGCCUCAAAGGCUCAAAGGGCAGCUUUGGAACUGGAGGGCCAAGAGGACCACCAGGCCCCAAAGGGGAUGUGGGGCCCCCAGGGCCAGAGGGGCCCCCUGGGUCCCCAGGGCCACAGGGGCCUCAGGGAAAACCAGGGAUUGCAGGGAAGACAGGUUCCCCAGGCCAGAGGGGGGCCGUGGGGCCUAAGGGUGAGCCAGGGAUCCAGGGUCCACCUGGCCUCCCCGGGCCCCCAGGCCCACCAGGAAGUUAGAGUGCCUACUGAGGAGGGUCGCUGGCCCACACACGGCCACACAGGGUGCCAGAGGGGGCUCAGCUUGAGCGUCCCAGAAAGCCUCUCCAACAGACAAUUAUGAUUCUUCUAUU
Molecule: messenger RNA, 2015 nt
Organism: Otolemur garnettii (small-eared galago)
Lineage: Eukaryota; Metazoa; Chordata; Mammalia; Primates; Galagidae
Gene: SCARA3
Product: scavenger receptor class A member 3
Exons: 5
Coding region: 1-1902 (633 amino acids)
Source: RefSeq, a predicted model, not a curated record